GUCAGGUUACGGUAAUCGUUACGUCAGAGGGAACAGCAAAAGAACAAAAUGGAGGAGUAUGCCAGAGAGCCAUGCCCCUGGAGGAUUGUGGAUGACUGUGGGGGGGCCUUUACAAUGGGAGCUAUUGGAGGAGGAAUAUUCCAGGCAGUUAAAGGCUUCAGAAAUGCACCCGCAGUAAGUUCUGGUAUGAGCCACAGAAUGAGAGGGAGCAUGACAGCCAUCAAGACUAGAGCCCCACAGCUUGGAGGUAGCUUUGCAGUAUGGGGAGGCCUCUUCUCCAUGAUCGACUGCGGUUUAGUCAAAGUUCGAGGGAAGGAGGAUCCCUGGAACUCAAUUACAAGUGGGGCCAUGACAGGAGCGAUCCUUGCUGCAAGAAAUGGACCUGUAGCCAUGGUGGGCUCUGCAGCAAUGGGAGGUAUCCUCCUGGCUUUGAUAGAGGGCGCUGGAAUCCUGCUCACUAGAUUUGCUUCGUCACAGUUUCCAACCGGGCCCCAGUUUGCAGAGGAACCAGCCCCUGCUCCCAUGCCCGCCCCUUCCUUUGGAGACUACAGACAAUACCAGUGAGAGGACCUUCCACUUCUCGUCCAAUAGGCCUUUUUUGAAUUCCUUGCUGAAGUUACAAAGAAGAAAUGGAGAUACAAAAAUAAUACACACCACACCAACAACAGCAGCUGCACCCGAUUUCAUGGACCAUGUCAAAGAAGUGAAGGACAGUACAUACAUCUUCAUUUUGCUUCUUUUUCAGAGCCAUGUACAGACCUGCCUUUUGCCAUUCUCAGCCUUGUCAUGCGCAUAAUUUUCACGUAGUAUCGGUCAAAUGCAAACACGUGGUGAGAUUUGUUGUUAAUCUGUUGGUUUGUGGGGAAAAUGAUAUGUUUUUUAGGACUCUGCAUAGUGUAGGAUCUAACAAAUGCAAAUGUCACACAUGGAACAUAAUAACUUAUACGUACAGUUGAUAUGAUAAUACUUAUGUGUAUAUACAGUAAAAACCCUCUGUUUAUUUUCACUUAUGUUAGUCUUUAUUUGCCUUAAAUAUGCCAUCUGCUUGGGCUGGCCACUGACAUCUGGCCUUUUUUAUUUGACUUUAUUCACACUUACAGAGGCAAACCUCUAUCAGACAAAGCUGUUCCUUGAAUAUUAGUUUUUUUAAAGUGAUUUAUUUAUUUUAGAUUCUAAAGAGUUGUACUGGCUUGUUAUUUUAUGUGACAGUGCUUUUACACUCAACACUAUCAUGUGGAAAAGACUGCUGAUGACAGAGGAUGGCAUAGGCAGCACAGCUGAACGGACAAACUUAAGCAAGGGGUUGAUACAUGCUACAUUUAAAUCUGUAUGACAGAUUGUACUUUAGUACAAUAAAAUAUUUGUUGUAAUGUA
Sphaeramia orbicularis (orbiculate cardinalfish) is the source of this 1374-nucleotide messenger RNA. RefSeq names its product translocase of inner mitochondrial membrane 17 homolog A (yeast) (gene timm17a). Lineage: Eukaryota; Metazoa; Chordata; Actinopteri; Kurtiformes; Apogonidae. Bases 49 to 564 code for a protein of 171 amino acids. Gene Ontology annotation, biological process: protein import into mitochondrial matrix. Gene Ontology annotation, cellular component: TIM23 mitochondrial import inner membrane translocase complex. Gene Ontology annotation, molecular function: transmembrane protein transporter activity. The record is from RefSeq and is a predicted model, not a curated record. The transcript is spliced from 6 exons.